Amorphotheca resinae ATCC 22711 is the source of this 417-nucleotide messenger RNA. RefSeq lists its product as hypothetical. The coding region runs from base 1 to 417 and encodes 138 amino acids. Lineage: Eukaryota; Fungi; Ascomycota; Leotiomycetes; Helotiales; Amorphothecaceae. The transcript has a single exon. The record is from RefSeq and is a predicted model, not a curated record.
AUGCCUUCAACAACAUAUACUCACAAGGUGCAUCCCAGAUCUAUGAAGGUGGGUAAUAUUCGAAGCCGAGCUCAGCAUGGCUGGUCCAAGCUGGCUACGGCAGGAAAUGAUAUUCGAGAAAAGAGACUAGAUGAAGACCGAGAUGGGCAUAAACAGGAAAAACUGGAUCGAGCCAAGGAACGCCAGGAGAAGUCUGACCGCUUGAGAGAAGGGCCUGAAGAGGAAAUGUGGGAGGAAGAAUUAGUCGAGGGAGACGCCUCUGACAAUGAUAUGUACACUGAAAAUCUUUCUGAGGUAGACUUUUAUGAAGGCAAGGUUGACAGGGAAGAAGAGUCCUGCGAUGAGAUGUACUGGCAGGAUAUUUAUAGGGAUGAUGUCGACGAAGAUGGGACAAGCAAGAAAGAGUCGGCAAAAUAG